Messenger RNA from Alnus glutinosa, 495 nucleotides. Its product is annotated as auxin-responsive protein IAA21-like. The coding region runs from base 1 to 495 and encodes 164 amino acids. The transcript is spliced from 2 exons. NCBI's taxonomy places the organism in Eukaryota, Viridiplantae, Streptophyta, Magnoliopsida, Fagales, Betulaceae. The record is from RefSeq and is a predicted model, not a curated record. Gene Ontology annotation, cellular component: nucleus. Gene Ontology annotation, biological process: regulation of DNA-templated transcription.
AUGAAAAUUGACCAGAAUGCCCUCUACAAAACGACAUUGUUUUGUGAAACACCAAAACCAAAAUUUCCCUCUACAAAACGAUGCCGUUUUCGUACAAAACAUCAUGGCCCUGUCAGGGAGCAGGUUGUCGGGGAAGACGGCAUCAAUCGGUUGGCGGCGAGCGGGUCGUCCUUGACGGAGAUGGAUCGCGCGAUGAAUGCCAGCGCAGAUAGAAAUUUUCGAGGCGGGUCGUGUAUCGAAGGAAUUUUGUCCAGGCCACCAAUUCGCUCUUUUGGGAAGAAUUCAAUGGCUUCUCAUCCUCCAAAGAGUAAUGAUGAUGCAGAGGGCAAGUUGGGAUCCAGAUGUCUUUAUGUCAUUGUCGGUAUGGAUGGUGCUCCAUAUCAGAGGAAGAUUGAUCUCAAAACCUAUGGCAGCGAUAUGAAACUCUCUUCAGCAUUGGAAAAGAUGUUCAGCUGCUUUACAAUUGGUAAUCUAUCUUUGCAAAGGUUCAUGUGA